CAUCAGCGCCUUUCAGUAUCGCCAGUACACGUCCUCCGCCUUAGUUCCUCCUCUCGUCAAGUGCUCACCCCGAUGGCUUCCAGCGAUGACGUGGGACUUUCCCGGUCCUCUAUCAAGUGCAGGAGAUGCGCAGGAUCGCCUCUGAGCUCGUGGGACCUGUUCCUACCCAUCACCCGAAGAGGAAGCUUCUUUCAAGACUCGUUCUUUUCGAAUAUACACCACGACUUCGAUGCUGCCAUCAGGGAGGUGCUCGGCAGGUGGAAUGAACCAGAUCUCAAGGUGACAGAUAGCAGGGAUGACGUCAGCCGCCGUUAUAGACGACUUCGAUCUCAGAACAUGAACGAGGAGAGCCAGGCGGUCACCGUCACGUCAGACAACACAGGACACAAAAUUGUGCUGGACGUCCACGAAUUCAUAGAGGGAGACGUGAAAGUGAACCUGAUAGACGAGCAGCAGCUGGUGGUGGAGGGUCGUGUGCAGAAGAAGGAGGGAAACUCCUCCUCCUCGAACACCUUCAGACGCAUCUUCGCCCUUCCGGGAGACACUGACAUGACGGCCAUCAUGCCCGUCAUAUCAGCUGAUGGAAUCCUCACGAUCACGGCGCCCAAAAUGGAGCAGAAAUCUACCAGCAUUCCCGUCAACGUGGAGGAGACUCAGACCGUUUCGUCCUCCGCCAGCGGGGAAGCGACCCUCCGAGGAUCAGAGACGUCGGAGAAGGAGUGCCAGUGCUUGAGAUGCUCUCUGAAAAACAUCUACGACAAAAGAACUUCACAAACCGCGGAUAAUGCGUUGAGUUCGGCAAGAUCCCAGUCUAUAGAUGCUCAAGUCAUCCAGGAUUCCUCAGCCUCCAGCGGCGCCCAGGAACAGAUGCAGUCGAAACAGGAAUUUGGAGUCACGGCGCCGAGGACCACGGAGGCCGUCGGUUCUGAAUCUUCAUCGACGGUGCGCAAGGAGAACCGAGCGGAUGCCGACUCGCGCAGGAUCCGUCGGGAUUCUUGGGACGUUUUCUUCCCCAUCACGCAGAGGGGGAGCUUCUUCCAGGACUCUUUCUUCUCCGACAUUCACGACGACUUCGACAUGGCUGUUCGCAAGGCCUUGAGCAGAUGGAAUAACACAGAUCGCCGCGUCGAGAAGGACCUCCGCCAGAGUGACGUCCUGGACCGCUACAGAGAGCUCAGACCUCGCGACCUGAAGGAAGAAAACCUAGCCAUCACCGUCACCUCAGACAGCACCAGCCACAAGAUCGCGCUGGACGUGCAUGACUUCGUGGUCGGGGAGAUGAAGGUCAAGGCGGAGGGAGAUUACGAGCUGGUGGUGGAGGGGCGGCUGGAGAAGGGCGAAGAGGGAGCUUCGGGCACCUUCAAGCAGCACUUCACGCUGCCCGAAACGGCGGACAUGUCAGCCGUCAGCGCCGUCAUGUCCUCCGAUGGCAUUCUCACAAUCACUGCCCCAAAAAAGGCUGAAUUUCAGCAAAAGACCAAGAUCAUCCCCAUUGAGGUUGAAGAGGAAGCACAAGGAGCAGAGCCUCUCCCGGCGUCCGUCUCGAUGCCAAACGUCCCUCUGGCCAGCACGACCUCGUCCUCGAAAUCCUUCGUUAGUCAGGGCGUUGUUGAAGAUAGCGAGACUCUUCGAAGACAAGAGGGUGUUAAGAUUCCGAUAAAUGAAGAAUCCGAGACAAGUUUCGAAGAAGGCCAAAUGAUGCGUCAGAACGUCACUCAGGUCCCUUCGGGCGCCGUAUCGGAAUCUCGAAAGGUUGUCAUUAGCGGCUCUGAUAUCGGCGAAGCGAGCGAGGAAGCUUCCGUCUCCAGGAAGAGUCACCUCUCCUUCGAGUCGCAAUCCACGAGGGACAAGGCAGGGGAGAUCUGCACGUCAGGGAACCGCCUUCCGAUCGUCAGAAGGGGACUCUUCUUUGACGAUUCCUUCUUCCAAGACACCAGGAAGGAUUUCCAGAAAGCGAUAAAAGAAGUGCUCAUGAGAUCGGGAGAGGAGUCUUCAGCCGUCGACGAAAUGGCCUGUUACAGGAGCCUCCGAUCUCGUCACUUAGGAGAUGAUACUCAGGCUGUCACGUCUUCAGAGGAUGAACGUUAUCAUAAGUUCAUUCUCGACGUUCAAGAUUUUGUUGACGGAGAGGUCAAUGUUGAGGCUGUGAGCGAUAGAGAGCUGGUGGUGGAAGGCCGCGUCGAGAGGGAGGAAGGGGGAGCAAAGUCGACCAAGCGCUUCCAGCGACGCUUCCUCGUCCCAGGACACUUCAACCUUGAGGGCGUCGAUUCUUCCAUGUCCUCUGAUGGUGUGCUGACAAUCACGGUUCCUAAAAUGGAAAUAGGUGGCAGCUUGGCUCACGAAUCCCACGUGUCUGCCUUAUCAAAAUCUUCACUUGAAUCUAUAGGUCAAGAUCCCACUACCGUCUUAACAACUAUGAGAAAUAUAAAGGAACAAAUCAUCCCACUCAAUGUAGAAGACAGUGAACGUGAAAACGUCGCUCACUUCGGCAGCUCCUCUGUGCAGGUCUCCGACGAAGCACAUAGAGCAGGUUAUACGGCUUCCUCUGAGGAUGGAGAUAUGUUUAUCGCAGUCGUCAAGCAGCCUGACUACCACUAUAAGGUCGUUGCCCAAGAGGGGGAGGGCGAGGAAGCGCUUGGCAACGGACACCUGGACAUCCAAGCAACGCAACAGCAGAGAACCGACCUUGGAAGGGAGUCAAAGACCGUUGGCAUUACUUCCGGAAGCGGUUAUUUGCCUAUAUCCAGGAAGGGUCCAUUUGACAGUGAUUAUUUCUUCGAGAAUGUUCGCGAGAACUACAGCCAGGCUGUGAGAGAAGUGUUGGAAAAGGCCAAGGAAUGGUCAUGUCGAAGUGACGCCAUGCAGAACUACAGAAGUCUCCGUCAGCGCAACCUCAGAUUAGAUAAUCAGGCGGUUAAUAUCUCAGAGGAUCAGCAUUCGCACAAGGUUGUGAUGGACGUCCACGACUUCACCGGCGGGGACGUGACAGUGCAGCUGGUGGGCGGGAACGAGCUCCUGGUGGAGGGGCAGGCGGAGAGGCAGGAAGACAACAAGGUCUCCAGGCUGAGCUUCGUCCGCUGCUUCCCUCUGCCCGACCACGUGGACCGCGACGCCAUCACCACCGCCCUCUCCUCUGACGGCAUCCUCACCAUCAUCACGAGGAAGAAAUGAAAUCCUCCGUGGAUGCUCGAGACAGAUAUUUUGAGUCAGAGUUUUUUUCUAGCCUCGAGGGGAGAGUUUUUACAAGCGCUGCUCCUCUCCGGCCGAAGCUGAACCUUGUCUGGAUGUCGGAAACUUUGCGUCUGAAUGAUACACAUCUGAAUGUCAUUCCGGUAAAAUAAAAUUUAGUGUUACA
This is a messenger RNA of Penaeus vannamei (Pacific white shrimp), 3355 nucleotides long. NCBI's taxonomy places the organism in Eukaryota, Metazoa, Arthropoda, Malacostraca, Decapoda, Penaeidae. The record is from RefSeq and is a predicted model, not a curated record.